Messenger RNA from Hibiscus syriacus, 934 nucleotides. RefSeq names its product zinc finger protein AZF1-like. Gene Ontology annotation, molecular function: DNA-binding transcription factor activity. Lineage: Eukaryota; Viridiplantae; Streptophyta; Magnoliopsida; Malvales; Malvaceae. Bases 112 to 885 code for a protein of 257 amino acids. The transcript has a single exon. The record is from RefSeq and is a predicted model, not a curated record. Gene Ontology annotation, biological process: response to stress.
AGACUAUUUUCUCUCAAGCACUUUCCUUCCAUCCUUCUUUUAUAUUCCUUGUUCCUUCCAAUAUAAAAAUCAUUCCUUCUUACUCAAAACCAAGAGAAAAACGUCUCGUCGAUGGCUCUUGAAACGUUGAAUUCUCCAACUUCAGCACCUCCACUGCUCCAUCAUGAUGACAUGGUGGACCUCCACUAUGUUGAGCCAUGGACUAAGAGGAAAAGAACGAAACGACCCAGAAUUGAAAACCCACCUACAGAAGAAGAAUACUUAGCUCUUUGCCUUCUCAUGCUGGCUCAGGGAACCACCGCCACUACCAGAAACAACCCCUCUGCCGCCGCGAAAAUCUCCCUCAAUCAUUACAAGUGUAAAGUUUGUAACAAAGCAUUUCCGACUUAUCAAGCUUUAGGUGGACACAAGUCCAGUCACCGGAAACUUGUCAUUGGAGCUGACGGACACCCUACCACCACCGCUUCUGCUGAAGAUAAAUUCUCUGCUUCCGGUUCCGUCAUAGCCACGACGACUAGAAAUUCAACUCCUCCCAUGGUGAACAACCAAGGUGGCAAGACUCACACGUGUACGAUCUGUUACAAGACGUUUUCGUCUGGUCAAGCCUUGGGAGGACAUAAACGAUGCCACUACGAUGCUGGCACCGGCAGCAGCAGCAACAAUAACAGCGGUAGCGAUGGUGUUAAAUCAUCGAGCCAAAGUCAACGUGACUUUGACUUGAAUUUACCUGCUGCCCCCGAGGAAACUAGUAUUGAAGAUGUUCAUCGGAAAAAUAAAUUUUCCGGCAACGAUGAGGAGGUGGAGAGCCCUUCCGCCGACGGCAAACCACUGCGACCACCACGUUUAUUGAAUGAUAUUGUAAAAGAUCAGAUUUGGAUUCGGUGAAUGAUUGGAGUGGACUUUGUUGUUGUUUAUUUUAUUUUUUCCAAUUUAA